Closterium sp. NIES-65 is the source of this 1479-nucleotide messenger RNA. The record is from the annotation of a GenBank genome assembly. NCBI's taxonomy places the organism in Eukaryota, Viridiplantae, Streptophyta, Zygnematophyceae, Desmidiales, Closteriaceae.
AUGCUCGUCGCGACGCCCCCUGCGGGACCCGCGGGGCGCCGUCCGAUCCUGGAGCACCAGCCGCCGCCGGCCUGCAGCAGCAGACGCCGCCGCCCUGCAGCAGCAGCCGCCGCCGGGCCUGCAGCAACAGACGCCGCCGCCCUGCAGCAGCAGCCCCGCCGGGCCUGCAGCAACAGACGCCGCCGCCCUGCAGCAGCAGCCGCCGCCAGAGCCUGCAGCAGCAGCCGCCGCCAGAGCCUGCAGCAGCAGCCGCCGCCAGAGUCUGCAGCAGCAGCCUCCGCCAGAGCCUGCAGCAGCUGCCGCCACCGAUCCAACAGUAGCAGCCGCCGCCGCUCUGCCGCAGCAGCCACCGCCGCCUUGCAGCAGCAGCCGCCGCCAGGCCUGCAGCAGCAGCCGCCAGGCCUGCAGCAGCAGCCGCCGCCAGAGCCUGCAGCAGCAGCCGCCGCCAGAGCCUGCAGCAGCAGCCGCCGCCAGAGUCUGCAGCAGCAGCCGCCGCCAGAGCCUGCAGCAGCAGCCGCCGCCAGCGCCUGCAGCAGCUGCCGCCCCUGGACCCGGUACGCCCUGUGCUGCCCGUGCCUGUGCUGCCCGUGCCUGUGCUGCCCGUGCCUGUGCUGCCCGUGCCUGUGCUGCCCGUGCCUGUUGCUGCCCGUGCCUGUGCUGCCCGUGCCUGUGCUGCCCGUGCCUGUGCUGCCCGUGCCUGUGCUGCCCGUGCCUGUGCUGCCUGUGCCUGUGCUGCCCGUGCCUGUGCUGCCCGUGCCUGUGCUGCCCGUGCCUGUUGCUGCCCGUGCCUGUUGCUGCCCGUGCCUGUGCUGCCCGUGCCUGUGCUGCCCGUGCCUGUUGCUGCCCGUGCCUGUGCUGCCCGUGCCUGUUGCUGCCCGUGCCUGUGCUGCCCGUGCCUGUUGCUGCCCGUGCCUGUGCUGCCCGUGCCUGUGCUGCCCGUGCCUGUGCUGCCCGUGCCUGUGCUGCCCGUGCCUGUGCUGCCCGUGCCUGUGCUGCCCGUGCCUGUUGCUGCCCGUGCCUGUGCUGCCCGUGCCUGUGCUGCCCGUGCCUGUGCUGCCCGUGCCUGUGCUGCCUGUGCCUGUGCUGCCCGUGCCUGUGCUGCCCGUGCCUGUGCUGCCCGUGCCUGUUGCUGCCCGUGCCUGUUGCUGCCCGUGCCUGUGCUGCCCGUGCCUGUGCUGCCCGUGCCUGUUGCUGCCCGUGCCUGUGCUGCCCGUGCCUGUUGCUGCCCGUGCCUGUGCUGCCCGUGCCUGUGCUGCCCGUGCCUGUUGCUGCCCGUGCCUGUGCUGCCCGUGCCUGUGCUGCCCGUGCCUCUUGCUGCCCGUGCCUGUGCUGCCCGUGCCUGUGCUGCCCGUGCCUGUGCUGCCCGUGCCUGUUGCUGCCCGUGCCUGUGCUGCCCGUGCCUGUGCUGCCCGUGCCUGUUGCUGCCCGUGCCUAGUGCGCUCUGCUACUGUCUGCGCCCCCGUUUCCGGCUGUCGCUGA